Molecule: messenger RNA, 2352 nt
Organism: Opisthorchis viverrini
Lineage: Eukaryota; Metazoa; Platyhelminthes; Trematoda; Opisthorchiida; Opisthorchiidae
Exons: 1
Coding region: 7-2352 (781 amino acids)
Biological process (GO): G protein-coupled receptor internalization; signal transduction
Cellular component (GO): cytoplasm
Molecular function (GO): G protein-coupled receptor binding
Source: RefSeq, a predicted model, not a curated record
CUGUUGAUGGCCAUCAACCCUGGUGACUCUCGACUUCCUCGUUAUAGGGAAGGUACCGCGCUCCCCGUAUUCCGUAAGCAGUCAUUAUCGCAGGCAGUUACCUUAUACCUAACUAAUCGGGAUGUGUGGAGCAAUUUGGCUGAGGUUUACGAGCGAAAAAAGCAAACAGGUUCGGAAAUUUCAGAGUUACCGGAAUGUGGAGCCCCUCCGUUACCGGACGCUGGACCGGACUAUGAACCCACUCAUCAUGGAAUUAUUGAAGGAAUUGUGCAUGUCAAUCCAUGGUUAAUGGAUAUAGGCUCCUACGUGUUCGUCGAAGUCACCGCUCGGUACAGAUACGCUCGAUCUGAACUGGAUCCUUUUGACUGUGAAAUUAACGAAGUAGUAUUUCAAAAUCGAACUCAGCUAAACCCCCCACGAACCUAUACCAAAGAAGGAGCAGCUUCACUAAGACGUCCACCGACGUCGUUAUCCUCGUUUUCGACUCGAACUAGACGGCUUUAUUCCAAAUUGGGAGGCCCGGUUAGUGGAAAGGCAAUGGUCGACGAAGUCCUCAGCUCUUCAGGAGUGUUGCUAGGAAUGGGCAAUAACUCGCGACAAAAGCACACUUUUGUCCCUCAAACGGCAGCCACUGCUUCCUCUGGUUAUCCUGACCACCCAUUUGUUACUUACAACUUCCCGUUUCGUUUCGACAUCAAUGGUGCUCCGGACUCCGUAUAUCUUAAAAACACAGCAUACCCUACGCCUGAUGGGGAAUCACCUCCUCCGAACCGAAUGCGACUUUUCUAUGAAGCUGUAUUUGGAUUCGCACAUCAUGAGUCGGACACGGAUCCUGAUUCGCCAAGUGAACUAGAAGACUCCGACGAUGACAAUGUUUUCAAAAUCAGACAUCCCGGGGAGCCGAUUCGAAUGCGACGGAAGAAACCAAGUAAGGAAAAAAUAAAGCGGCAGUGGGAAAACGAUUUAUUUCAUCCGGACUGUUACCCGUGGAGGCCACGCCCGAAACGAGCCCCGCGAGAUGGUGUGUCCUGGACAAUCAGUGCCUAUGUUGUCCGUACUGCUUCCUCCGCGCCAAAGACCGAUAAUAUUGCCUGUCUGAAGAUUCGAAAAUUGUCUUAUGUCCCUCGCCUCGUCGGAAUAGACCAUAUAAUUCCCCCCAAGUCCCAUACUGAUUAUUGCUUAGCAGUUGGACCUCGAACAGGUUUCGAUGCAGGAGCCAUCACUCUGUUAGCGAAGCUGGAUAAAGUGGUCUAUGCUCCUGGUGAGCCGAUUCAGUGUGAUAUAAAAUUCCACAAUAACUCUGUUCGCCUCAUACACAGACUCAUAAUUGAAGUACAUCAAUGUGUGCGUGUUAAAGCUUGUGCGAAUCGUGUCUGGCGUUCCCUGAUUUGUCGACGUUCGCUGACCGAUGACAGCUUACAGACGGGCAUGCCUGUACUACCUGGCACAGAUAAUAGUUGCCUGCGUGUCACGUUGAAUCCUUGGCCGACAUCCAAGAGCAUCAAGGCUCACUGGGCCUCCCAAACUGGUCCUAUACGCCCAAGUGGGAUCGACAGAAUGGCAGAGGCCUGGGCUAUUCGCCUCCCGAGGAUUGCUGGACAAGAGUUUGCUCUUCAGAGCCCUGGUCGACAUGAACCAGUGCCACCUGAGCAUGUUCAACGAAGGGCUUUGGCUACGUCCUCAUUCAGUGGUGUUCUUGAGUACCUGCUAUCCGAUGAUCAGCUAACAAUCCUGAGGCCACUAAACGAUGAAGACCCACCAAGAGACAUUUGGCAAGGGAAUCCCCAUGCUGCUUGCCGAUGUGUACAUCACAAACGGGAUCCAAACGAACCAGGGCGCUCUGACCGUAUGCCACCUGAGGAGCCUUAUCAAAUUCCGCUCAAUAGCAAAGAUGUUCAUCCAGAGGAUGGGGAAGUGAGUGAAGCAAGAGCCUGGCGCAACGUGCUACAACCAUUCUGUCGGAAAUGCCUGGGCGUCUUGUCCCUAACCCACUAUCCUAUUCAUAUAUCAUACGAAGUGGUGGUACAAGCUGAACUGCUUCCUCAGCAUGAAGAGAACCCACUUUGUUGUGAGUCCACAAUUCGCAAGGCAGGGCUGUCCUCCGGUUUGCUUAUCGACCCCUACGGUGAUGUCAUCGGUCCUGAUGGCCCUCGGAUAACCCUUCCUUGUCUGCUUGCCCACAGAGCACCGUUUCCUGAAGAGCCCAUUCCGCUGGCCAAUUACCAUAUUGAUCAAAGACAAGACUGUAAGGAUCAUGUUGUCAUUCCCCCAAAAAUGUACGAACCGAGUCUUGGCAAGGGGUUUUUCAAGUCGAAAAGUUACCCUAUUGCGCCGUGUUACUCGACUAAUUAA